Molecule: messenger RNA, 10612 nt
Organism: Amoebophrya sp. A120
Lineage: Eukaryota; Dinophyceae; Syndiniales; Amoebophryaceae
Source: the annotation of a GenBank genome assembly
GUUCUUGAGCAUCUAGAUGGGCAGUGAUGAAAAAUAGAACUACAGAAUUUGAAUUCAUUUCUGCUCACUCUUCUUCUACGCGGCCAGAUCAGAGAGUGUGAAGAAGGUAAUACAGGUAGUAGAGCCCUUAUAAUGUGGCUUGAUUUCAAGAACAUCAAUCACUUUCACUUCUGUAGCAUAAGGAUAAGCCAGAAAGGAGGCCGCGGCAAGUAAAAAGUUUAUUUGUAGUAGAAGAAAAGAUGGCAAACUCUUCCCCCGGGCGGUCCGGGGAAAAUAAUCACAAUUCGAAAAACAACUCCGCCUUCCAGCUUGCCAUAUCAACUGCAAAAAUGUCUGGGUCUGGAAGAUUGCCAGGUUUGUCAUGCAUAUUUUGCAUGGCUUAUGAUGCCUGUAGUGCAUGACAUAGCAGCACAGAUUUUUGGAAGGCUUCCUGAUGCCUAUUCCGCAUGACAGAUGCCGUCUCCGCGUAGCACAAUCUGGGCUCCCCUUGCUGGUCAUGCAAUGCAGAUUUUUUUAGAAUCCAAAAACAGCAUGACAAGUUGGGAUCCUUCCAGACCCAGACAUAUCUGCAAUGCAUAUGCCCGGUCGCUCUUCAAUAGUACCAGGAACAACACUUCGGGUGGCGGCAUGUCCGGAUCGAGAUCUGGCUCCCCCCCUCGCGGUAUGACAGUGCACAACUCACCCUCCCCGUCAUUUGCAUAGCAUGAACGGCAAUACAAGCAUAAGCAAGAGUGCCGGUUUUGCAUGACAAAUUUGUACUGGAUUGUAGUGCUACUUAGGCUACUAGAACGUGUAAUGCAAACAGUGCCAAGAGGCAAAGGGUGAAUUGGGUAUUUUGCAUGACAAAUGAGGGGGAGGGGGAGUUGUGCACUCUCAUACGCGGCCACGGGAACAGCUCGGGAGGGAGUUCUGUUUUCACGCCAGGGAAAAAUGACGUGUUCCGCAACCAAAUCAACUUCGAGAAUCAGGAGAACAUCAUGCAGGCGGGUGCUUCUGGUACCAACCAGCAAUUGAACACGAUGAACUCUAUGGGUGGAAUUGCGAACCAGCAGCAGGGCGGAUCAUCCUCGAGCAGCAGUUCUUCCGGCGCGGUUUUACCGUCUCACGCGGCAGGUCGAGGAGGUCAAGAUAGUGCCAACAACAGCAAUUCUUCCGCUUUCUACAAGCCGGAGAAGCACCGCGCGGAGAACAAGGAGAGCUUAGUGAAGAAGGAAGUGUCUUUCGCGUUUGCGCUGGUGAAAACCUUCAACCCGGCGGACGGACACACGAUUAUGCAAUGCAAAAGUAUCGCACUCGUAGUAAUCACAAUCAUGCGUUACAAAUCUCUAUCGCAAGGUAAAACAGCAUGACAAAUCCGACGCGUCAUGCAGCUGAGCGAAUUUGUAAUGCAAGAAUUACUACUACUAGUACGAUGGUACUUUUGCAAUGCAUAACGAUUGAUGAAGAGCAGUUUGACAUCGAUCCGUUGCCGUAUGACAGUGCGCAAUUCCCUCUCCCCCUCAUUUGUCAUGCAAAAUAUGCCAACUCCAAAUGCUGCCUCGUGGCACCGUUUGCGUGACAGAUUCUGGAAGUAGCGUAAACAGCACUGUACUACGCGCAUGAAGAACUUGUCAUGCGCAGGCUCCAUGUGCGCUGGUGUCUCUAUUGCUGCUUAUGCAAUACAAAUGAGGGGGAGGGGGAGUUGUACACUGUCAUAUGCCGCCAGACUCCGCGGAACGGAAGGAGAAGUAUUAAAUGCAAAAAUGUCUGGGUCUGGAAGAUUGGAACUUGUGAUGCUACUUUUAGAUUCCAUAAAAAUCUGUAUUGCAUGACCAGCAAGAGGAGUCUAGUUUGUGCUACGCGGGGAGGGCGUUUGUCAUGCGGAGGAGGCAUCAGGAAGCCCCCUCAAAAUCUGUGAUGCGCGGUCGUGCAUUACAGACAUCCUGGGUCAUGCAAAACAUGCAUGACAAAUCUCAGAAUCUUCCAGACCCAGAUAUUUUUACAUUUCAUAAGAAGGAACGGAAAACAAGAAGAGGCACGGGCGGGUCCGCAUUGUAUGGGAAAAACAGGGACAUCAACUCUGUCUUCAACCACGAAGACGAUGAUUCAGAUGAGUUCCCCGCGAUCUCCGAUGCCUUCAUGACAAAGGCAAAAUCGCCCGUGAAACGCCUCCCUAGUCGGAUCCGGAGGGACAGCAUCGGCAACCUCGCGGCCUUUUUCGACCCGAUGAGCGAGGAGAGCGAGGACCUUAUCAACUGUAAAAAUGUCUGGGUCUGGAAACUUGUGAUGCUGGGUGGCGUCUCAUGAUGAGGCUACAGAUGCUGGCUCAGCAUGACAAGUUUCUGAGCUCUUAGGUGUUGCCUAUUCUGCAUGACAAACUGCGCUUCUGCAUCACAGAAAAGCGGAGCUCUUGGGUAAUGUGCAUGACAGAUUUAAGAGUCAUGCCAGACAAGCAUGACAAACCUUGCAUUCUUCCAGACCCAGACAUUUUUACAGUUGAUAGACCUGACGGGGGCCUUGAACCAGGCGAAUUUGGAGCUGCAGAACCAACACUUAUGGAUUGCAAAAAUGUCUGGGUCUGGAAAGUUGGAACUUGUAAUGCUGGCCUUGCAUUCCUGUGAAAUCUGUAUUGCAUGACCAAGAACAGUGGUAGCCUCUCAUGUCGUACAAAAACGUAGUUUCUCAUGCGGAGUUCGUAUGAGAAGGCGUGCUGCAACCUUGUCAUGCUUUCCGGCAUAAGGAAGUGACUUCCUUGUGCACAUUUUAGCAUCACAAAUUUCCAGACCCAGACAUAUUUGCAUUUGAUAACACUUUUCGGGCACUGAUGUGUCGAAUAACGUGGAAAAAAGGCGCGUUUCGGUCAUCAGCGACAACAGUGACGACGUUUUCGCGGUGGGCGAGGAAGAGGCGAGGAGAAGCAGCGCGGCAUCGGGGAUGCAGGGUAUAGGGAACGAAUAGAACUUCUUGUUUCAACUACCCUUGCGAUGUGGUCUCAUUUGCAUGAUGACGUUUUGCAGCUAGCAACUUCCUACUGUGUUUGAUGUUCGUGUCUUCUUCACUGAAGACAAAUAAUUUUGAAUGAGAUAGAGAUUCCGAUAUUGACACAAAACUAUCAGGGACUAACGCGAACAUUAACCAGCAAGAGCGGAAUUCGGACUCUUUGUUCGGGGAAAACGAGCCGGACAAAAUCGACCACAUUCCGGAAGAGCCGGAGAAGGACGAAGACUCGUUUUUCAGCGGGUUAAACACCGAAUUGUCCUCUAUUCGGCAGGUCACCGGUACGAACGACUUCAACCAGCCUAACAUCACCUUCCAACAGUCGAACUCCUCGCAGCAUUCCAUGCACAACCGCGCGCGGAUCCUGACCCCGAACUCCCAACUGGGGACCCCGCGGAGCAUCGACGGCAGCUCCAAACGACGACGGGUGAACAACCAGGGUAGCAUAUCGUAUGUGAAAACUUGCCCACACCAUAAUCACGAUGGGAAAUCUGCUAGACAAAUCAACCAGCUUUGGUUGCUGCGCAUGACAAGUUUGGCUGUGCAGUGUAAUCCCGUUGAGCUAGCUCCAGCAGCAUGACAGAUCUAGCGAAUCGUGCUGAUUCGAGCGUCACAAAUUCCGAAGCACAGCUAGAGAAUGCGUCUCAUGUAUGACGCUCCGCAUGAGAAACAUUUUGACCAUGCAGAUUUGCAUGACAGCUAUCGGGUGGGGACGUUUCUACAUAGGAUACAGCAGGGACAUCACGGGGCAGGUGAAGUCUAUGGCGGAUUUGAUCGAGGACAUGGAUCCGGGACAGAAAAAUCUGAGCGACCACUUCGACGCUGUGGCGGUAUCUGAGUGUUUUAUGUGCCGCUCGACGAGCACCUGAUGUGAGUUAUCAUUCAUCUAAAUGCAGCACAAACAAGCUGCUCGUGUUCGUCCGCAGGCAUAGGUCGCAUGUUGUCAUGUAUGUUUUUUUGAUUUUGUGUUUUUACUUUAUCAAAUCUAAGGAAAGUCGUUUUUUAUCAGGUUCAGCAAUCCGAGGAGGAGAUCCGGCGUAAGUCUGUGAUCAAGACCGAGGGCCGGGACCUGCUCGACGACGUUUCUUCCGUCGGUGACGACGAGGAGUGCGACACGCCUUCUUUCGGGAAUUUUAAGUCUCCGAACAAUAACCAGGAAAAUAAUAACCAGAAAACAAAUCGGCACUCCUCCCGGUCCCGCGGGCGGACGUUCUCCUCAAUUCCGGACGAUUUGAAAAACCGAAACAGCAACAUGCUCGCGGGAAAUGGCUUGAAAUUGGAUUCAGAGAAAGCCCGGGAUUCGCAAUUUUCCAGUUCGGGUUGGGACAGCUCGGAUAUGAAUGUUAACCGGCGGUCCUCUGUCUACUCGCCGAAUCAGGCGGAUCCUUUCAACUUCCAACCCGCGCCGGCACACUCGGUAUGCAUUGCAAAUAUGUCUGGGUCUGGAAGGUUGAAACUUGUGAUGCGCAUUUCAGAACACAGAAAAAUCUCUCAUGUAUAGGCAGCCAAAGUUGCUCACUUUCUGUCACCAAAGUCAGGGAUUUGUCAUGCGGAUUCGGCAUUGCGAACGCUUCUCGAAACCUGUGAUGCUAGAGCUUCCAUGCCAGACCUUCUGUGUCAUGCAAAAGCAGCAUGAUUCUUCCAGACCCAGACAUUUUUGCAUUUGAUACUCGGUGUACGGAAACAAUAACUCACCCGCGGCCCGAUCGGACCGCGGCGAGUUGUCGCAAUCGGACCGGAAUUAUGAAUUGCAAAUAUAAUUUCUGGGCCUGGAAGGAUGCAAGGUUUGUCAUGCUUGUCUGGCAUGACUGAAAAGUUUGUGAUGCGUGUCCAAGAAGAAACCCUUUUGCUUGUCAUGCAAGAUCGCAGUUUCUCAUGCGGAAAGUGCACCACUAAGCAACGCAGAUAUAAUUUCUCCUGCUGUGCUGUGCAUUACAGAGCAUUCGCUAUUCGAAAACCAGCAUGAGAAGUUUCCAGACCCAGGUUUUUUGUAUUGCAUAGGAAUAACCGGCAUAAUACUUCGCGUCACAGCAACAGUCUGAACAACAGCAAACUGGACAUCGACCUCCCGCCCGAGAAAAACAGUAUCAAAGUCAGCAGAGAAGUGAAAAACGCGCUGGCAAACCGGCCGAUCACCAUCAUUCCGCCAGACCAGUUGGCUGCGGCGCGGAACAGUAUGGACUCGAAUUUGUCUGGUAGGAAUAAUAAUGCUGUGCAGCCGUUGAUGAAUGUAGAGAACAACAACCGCAGGGCGUCGCGCGCAAGCAACGAGGAGUGGGACCCGCGGAGACGGUCCUAUCAAAAGGAAAAAUCCCCCCUCCCCAUAUCGAAAACGAAAUUUGUGAUGCUGUAUUUGAGUACACAAAUCAGGUUUGUAUUGCAGAGAGGCAUUGCGGCCAGAUCCCCAGGCUAGGUAGGGGCGCAUGGUUCUAGUUGUGCAGCAUGGCAAACGGCUCCCCUUUAGGCCUCACAGCAUGACAAAUCGCUUCCAUAAUGGGGCGGAAGUUUCUGCCCUUGUCUUCUUGCAAGACAAAUGCGAUCUGUGACCUCAAAUCAGCAACACAAAUUUCCGGAAACGUACCUGUUCGAUAUGGGGAGGGGGGAUUUUUCUCUUUGAUAGGUCCGCUUCUUUCAUGAUUGGCGACGUUUCCGCUUUGAAUCAGACAGGAACGAAUAGUAACAAUCGAGAAAACUCCGGCUCUCGGAUGAACAACAGCCAGCUGAAUCGGUCCAACCUUCUCUCUCCUCGGGCGAACGAGCAGAUUGGUGGCGCCACUUCCAGUCGAAGCCGGGUGGGAAUGUGGAAGUCGCCGAUCCAGCAGAACCCGAAUCGGUCGCUGUGGGGGAUUAGUUUUGAAGAAUUUAAGGAGAGGAUCGGGGUGUCCGAUGCGGACUUAGAGAAACACAUUAUUGACGCGAUCGAGCGGUAUAAAAUGCCAUUAGACGAAUAUGGGAGUGUCAGGAUCGAAAUCAACAAAAUCGAAAAACUUGUGAUGCAUAAAAUCGAUACCAGUUGGAGCCUCAGUUUCCAAGCGGCGCAUGACAAAUUUUAGGAGCACCAAAAUCCAGUCUGUCAUGCUGUUUGGGCAAAGGAGACUGCUCUUGUGAUGCUACUCUGGCAGCAGAUCGCCUUCCCCUAAACAGGCUUGCAAUCGGGUUCAUUUGCUUGCUCCCCAACACAGGCCAUGCGUGCUCUACAUUUUAUGCAUUACAAAUUUUUAUUCGAUUUUGUCGAUUUCGAUCCUGACACUCCCAUAACGAAAUCGCGAAAGGAGCAGCGGUUGGGGGUGCUGGUGGAUCUGCAGGAGGGGGAGGAGCAGCAGCUUCAAGUGCAACAGCAGGAGCAAGUAACUCAUCAUCAUCUUCUUCUUCAUCCGCAGCAGCAGCAGCGGCGUCCGAGCUAACGUCUCUCCACCUGGACGCAAAGAAACGCGCGGUGGGAUUGUUGCCGGCUUACCCGCCCCUGUCGGUGCUGCAACAGCUGAACGAUUGGCAGAUCAAAUCGGAGGAUUUGCCCGUGGUGCGGAAGUUGCUAGCGGCGAAUAAUUCUGCUACCGCGAGUGGUGUGGAGAAGGAGCAACAUGAGCAGUUUGUGGAGCAACUACGGCAAAUCGCUUUUCUCGCGAUAGAAAAAGUAUCCACUGCAAAUAUGUCUGGGUCUAGAAGAGUGCGAGAUUUGUCAUGCUAGUCUGGCAUGAAUCUGAGCUCUGUAUUGCGUGGCCAGGAACAUCUCCUCUUGCCUGUCAUGCGAAAGCGCAGUUUCUCAUGCGGACUGCACAACACAGAGCAACCAGAAAACCUGUUAUGCUUGGCGGCGCAUCACAGUGCGCUUGUUAUUCACCGACAGGCAUCACAAGUUCCAAGACCCAGACACAUUUGCAAUGCAUAAAAAGGGGUGAUGGACAAUGCGAAGCAGCACUACGACGAGAAGUUGCGGGUUUUUUACGAAAAGGAAUUUUCGAGUUUGGAAAAAGAGAUCGGGGAAAAGAAGGAGAAGGUGGAGAAACUAGCUGUGCAUAAGGAAAAACUCGCGAAAUUAUUGCAGCAGAAGAACAACAUUGAACAGACUUCGAAAGCGGAAAAGGCGCGGAACGAUAGACGGAGGGAAGAAGUGAAAAAUCAGAAAGAGUACGGGAAACAGGUAUAGAAUUUUCGAAGGAUUUUUGAUGUCGCAUGGAAAAUAGAUGAUCUGCAUGAUAAAAGCUUUUUCUCAGCUCUUAUACGUGUUUUACUCUCGUUCUUCGUGUCGUGGAUCGGAUGAAAUUGCUUCAUUUUUACUCUUGUGAAAAUCAGCUCGAAAUCCGGAUCGCGGCGGCCCGUGCGCAAGUGAACCAGAGGCGACAAAACGUGAAUCACCAGCUCGAACAGCACUCGCUCAUGACCGGAGCUGCUAGUGGGAACAACAACACAACUAAUCUGAACCUCACGUCCCAAACCACGCUCACCAACGUCCUCCACCCGAAUGCGCCGCAGCCAACCGAACAGGACCUGAAAGCGGCAAAAAAGGCGAUUCAGAUCCUACAAAAGGAGAAUGAAUCGCUGAAAAAACAGAACGAGCGGAAAAAACUCUCCCGCGACCUUUCGAAGUGGAAGAAGGGGUUAGGCAAGGAUGUCGGGAACAAAAAUCCGGACAAACUCUUUCUGUACCGAGACAGCGGCUUGGGGCACGAGCUGACGUUUACCGAAGGGUCGCUGCGCUGGAGUUUCACGCCGAGGGUGUCCGAGUUCUGCCCGUUGCGGUUGAACAACGACCAUCCAAACGCGAAAAAUCUGGCGAAAGACAUGUACAAUGCCUGUUGGGUGAAGUCGCGCGGGACUAUUUUAGCGGCGGCGGUUUCGCCCAGAAAAAACGCCCCGAGUUCGCCUACUUCCGGCACAACUACCGAUGGGCAAUCCUGGCUGGUGAUCUUCGGGCACAUAUCAAAAUGAAAAAUCGACCCUCCCCAUAGCAAAAAAGGGAUUUGUGUAGCAUGAUUUGUGAUCACAAAAGACGUUGUCAUGCUAGAAGGGAAGAGAUGGACCGACUGUAGUACUGGCUGGCGUUGGAAAACCUUGCAUCUUCAACAUGACAGGACGCAACUGGAAGCGGAGAACAGCAUGACAGAUUACCUGCAAGCGAGGGGGGCGCAGCUGCGUCUCUUGGCCUUCUAGCAAAACAACUCGACUUGUGUAUGCAAAUACAGCAUCACAAAUUUACGUGUCGAUAUGGGGAAGGGGCAUUUUUCCUCUCAAUAGCACAGACUCGCCCAGAUCGACCGGUUUUUGAAAGACCUGGGUGGGAUAUUACAAUGAAAAAUGCCCCCACCCCAGCACUUGGCAGCAUUUGUAUUGCAAACCUUUCCAAUGGAAACAUUUCCCGUCUUGCAUAUAUCAGCAUCACAAAUGUGCCACUCUGAAUAGCUCAAAUCUGUGUUGUAAAGGAGCCCAAGAGCAGGCAGAUGUGUUGUGCAGCAGAUGCCUUGCGUGCCUAGAUUCUGCAUCAGAGAGGCUCAUAGUCCUUUCAUGCAAGACAAAAAGCUUUCAUUUGGAAACUUUGCAUGAGAAACUUUUGCACGGGUUUGGGGGCAGUUUUCACUGUAAUUCGGGAUUACGGGCGUCACGUUUGAGGACCACGAGUCGUUUCUGAUUUUCCACGUCAUGGUGACCCCCAGCAUCGAAGUCAACCCCUACGGCUUUUCUGAGGUUUACCCUACCCCCGGGAGCACGAAGCGCGCGUACUGGAUGUUUGAUUUGCGGUUGCCGCGGUCGUAUCAACUGCAAAAAUAAAUGCCUGGGUCUGGAAGAGUGUAAACUUGUCAUGCAGGUUUUACAUAACCCAUGAGGUCCGGCAUGCGGGAUCUAGCAUGACAGACUCUACUGCGAGGUCUCUGUCAUGCCUCGACUGCAUGAGAAACUCGAAACUCCCUCCCAACUUGGUCGAAAGUGGACAGCUUUCGGCACUCAUGCAACACAAAUUUUUGCAUGAUUCCGAUUUAGCAUGACAAGUUGCAAUCUUCCAGACCCAGACCUAUUUGCAGUCCAUAAGUCGGAACUCAUAAGGUUCGCCGCACACAUCCACGACGUGGACUGGAUCUCGAAGUUGCAGUGCACCGCAAAACCGACGCCGGGGGUGGAUCAGAAGAUGGUGCAGACGGCGAUUGACGAUUGUCUGGUAUAGAACAAGUUAGAGCUGAUAGUACAACUAGUAGUGUGUUUGUUCUGCGUUUUUUCAUCUUCAUGAAUAUGCAGGACUGGAGUUUGUCAUGCGGAUACUAUCAUUCUGUUUCUGCGAAGAUAAACUUUUUAAAUUCUAUCAGGACGAGAUCAAGUCGGACACGUCUGCCGCCGCCCGCGCCAGCCGGUCCGCCCCGGGGGCGAUUCGCAGCUUUUUGCAGAGCAUCUACAAGCAGGUAAAGGAGAAAAUGCUGCGGGACUUGAAACACUCGCACCCACAAGAACACCAGGCGUACCUGCGUCACAAAAAUUCCUUCUUCGGCCAGCCCGUCGCUGGGAUGCAGCUGCAGGAGCACCCGCAGGCGGGUGCUACUUCGCUGACCAGCAUGGCCACGAACGUUGGGUAUAACGGCGGCGGAAGUAGUGGCGUGGGGUCGAUGAACUACAGUAGGGGUGGCAUGACCGGGACGUCGAGCCAUGCUGGGAAUUUCGGUACGGGCGAUUUUUACGCACAAAGCUCUCGGUCGCACAUGGGAGGUUCCAUGCAGGGUAGAGGAGUAAGCGGCACAAGUUCAUCUUUUUCCCGAGCCGGACAUCAUCAUCCAAAUGCAUCCUCCUCCCGUGCCCACCCGUAUUCCCGCCCAGAUCGAUCGCAGAUCUCGUCGCCGGAGAGGUCGGUGUUGCAGAUGCUGAUGCCAACCAGUGCGGAGAAGCAAGAGAGGGAACGACAUCAGCAGCCAUUGGUGCAUUAGGGAGGAAGGUUUGGUUGUUUGGAGAAGCUACUUACUUCUUCUCGAGUUCUUCUUGUAUUGCAAAAUUUUAAAAUUGAUAUGAUCCUCGGGAUUGCGACGACAUCUUUGUACUGCUAGCGCUAGCGGUAGCAGCGGGGAACAGAAUCGUUUCUGACGUAGUCAAAACCUAUUACACGACGUAGCGAAGUAGAAAGUUACCUUUUAUACCAAUUUCAGUGAACAAAAAGUGUGUGAAGUUUUCCUCUGGGUGCAGCAGCAGCAGCGGCAGCAGCAGCAUCUUCCAGAGAGAAGACGCUUUAUGGUGGGACUCAAGAAAAAUUUUCGUAAGUUUAUCAGACGUCUAGCACAAAAAUCGAAAAAAAGAUGAGAACAAAGCACGAUUAAGUGGUUCAGCUCGUCGAUCGCUCACGAAGCGAAUUAGCUUAUUCCUCUAGAAUAAUAUAUCCUCAGAACAAGACAGGGCGACAAGCUUGCGCUUGUCAUUGCGAUACUCGCGCUUGUCACCGCGAUAUUACUUGUAACCUCGCCUGCAGUUGUAUAAUCCCGGGCGCCACCACGGGUAUAAUUCAGGUCGCGAGAGGGAGCAAGAACGCGUAGGUAUUUGGAGAUUGUUGUGAAAAACCUGUACUCAUUCGACAAACAUCAACGACACAUCGAUAAAGAGGAAACAAAAAGACGGUGAAGCCUAUUUUUGACAUCUACCGCACUUGAGCGCCAUCUUUUGUUCUCAC